Molecule: messenger RNA, 950 nt
Organism: Austrofundulus limnaeus
Lineage: Eukaryota; Metazoa; Chordata; Actinopteri; Cyprinodontiformes; Rivulidae
Gene: cpm
Product: carboxypeptidase M
Biological process (GO): peptide metabolic process; protein processing
Molecular function (GO): metallocarboxypeptidase activity; zinc ion binding
Source: RefSeq, a predicted model, not a curated record
GACAGCAGCUGUGGGUGUUGGCCCUGGGGGACAGUCCUGACCACCACACCGUCGGAGUCCCAGAGUUCAAAUAUGUGGCCAACAUGCAUGGAAACGAGGUUCUCGGCCGGGUCCUGCUGCUCCAGCUGAUCGAGGAGCUGGUCCGUGGUUACCGCAGCAGUGAGACCUGGUCCCUGCAGCUCCUGCACAGCACUCGCAUCCACAUCCUGCCAACCAUGAACCCUGAUGGCUUCGACAACGCCGACAACAACUGUGUUUACGUCCAGGGCAGGUUCAACUCCAAUGGAGCGGAUCUGAACCGAGGUUUUCCUGACACCUUCGCUGGUCUCCGUCAGCAGCCCAAUGUGAACGAGCAGAAGAUGGAACCUGAGGUGAGAGCUGUAGUGGACUGGUUGAAGAGCGAGACGUUCGUUCUCUCUGCCAACCUUCACGGAGGAGCUCUGGUGGCCAGUUAUCCUUACGACAACAGCAACGGAGGUCCUGAGCUGGUGGGCGGGGCCAGUGUCACUCCUGAUAAUGACGUGUUCCUUCACCUGGCCAAAGUGUACUCCUCCAGCCACGCCCACAUGUCCAAGGGGAACCAGUGUGAGGACGUCAGCCCGUUCCAGGACGGCGUCACCAACGGGUACCAGUGGUACCCUCUGGAAGGUGGGAUGCAGGACUUUAACUACGUGUGGGCUCAGUGCCUGGAGCUGACUCUGGAACUGUCCUGCUGCAAGUUCCCUCCCCCUGAAGACCUCCCCGCUCUGUGGACGGACAACAAGCAGGCCCUGCUGGCCUACAUCCAGCAGGUCCACCUGGGAGUUAAGGGUCGAGUGUUUGAUGCUGCCGGCGUGCCGGUGCAGGGCGCACUGGUGGAGGUCCGAGGUCGUCAGAACCUGUGUCCCUUCAGAACCAACCGGUUUGGAGAGUAUUACAGACUGCUGCUGCCGGGGAACUACAGCUUCACU